Molecule: messenger RNA, 1848 nt
Organism: Macrosteles quadrilineatus (aster leafhopper)
Lineage: Eukaryota; Metazoa; Arthropoda; Insecta; Hemiptera; Cicadellidae
Exons: 1
Coding region: 1-1848 (615 amino acids)
Biological process (GO): telomere maintenance; DNA repair
Molecular function (GO): DNA helicase activity
Source: RefSeq, a predicted model, not a curated record
AUGGUCAUACCGUGCCGUGGAUACGCCGACCUGCUUGCUCGUGGUGGUGAUGGUUGCACGACAUAUCAACAGGUAGCGCGCACCCUCGGUUUGGUUGAGGACGAGGACGAGUACCACCAGGCACUGAAGGAAGCUGCUCGAUUUAUGGUCGGCCCGAGGCUCCGCUCUUUCUUUGUUCUACUUUGUAACAUGGGAGCUCCUGCGGCCCUCUUGUGGGAUGCUUUCCGGGAUACAUUGUGUGAGGACCAUUUGGAGCGGAAUCCUCUUGAUCACGACGUUGCUUUCAAGCUGGGUCUGAUUGAAAUCGAUCGAAGUCUUCGCCGUCAGGGGUCCUGCUUGGCCGACCACGGUCUGCCCAUUGUAUAUGACGACACAACAGAAUUGGAUAGGGAACUACUCAUCUACGGUGAGAAUCAACAGAGAUCACUAGUAGAUGAGUGGGAACCAAAGCUUUCCAACGACCAGAGAGUGGUGUUUGAUUAUGUAAGAUCGAUAUUACAUGGCCAGGUUGGUAGUCGGUCCAUAAAACUUAUCUUCCUCGACGGACCUGGUGGUUACGGCAAGACCUUCUUAAUUCAUGUGAUCCUCGCAUACGUUCGUAGUCUUAACAGGGUUGCUAUUGCUGUCGCUAGCUCCGGCAUUGCUGCUGGUAGUCUGCCUGGUGGCACGACAGCACAUAGUAUGUUUAGGCUGCCACUUGAUCUCGGCGAUGGCACUGGGUAUUGGAACUUGACCAACGGAUCUCAGCGUGCAGAACUCAUCAGAGCAGCCCAGCUCAUAGUUUUUGAUGAGGCCCCGAUGGCUCACCGGUACAUUUUUGAAAUCAUCGACAGAUCUCUGCGUGACCUCAUGAAUUCACCUGAGCCAUUUGGGGACAAGAUCUUCCUCUGCUGCGGAGAUUUCCGUCAGAUCGCACCAGUUGUAGCUAAAGCUCGUACUCCAGCAGACAUUGCUUGUGUAUCACUGUGUGCGUCAUCUCUGUGGUCAAGCUUCAAAAUCUUUUCCCUGUCCACCCCUCACAGAACUUCUGGCUCCACUGCGUACUCUGAGUUUCUCCUUAAAGUAGGCAAUGGAACAAUUAGAUCUGUUGAUUUUGAAGAAGGCCGUGGCUGCUCAAGUCUGAUUCCUUUGAGCGGUAUUAGAUAUGUGACAUCACUACACGAUUUAGUUGACUUUGUAUUCCCCGUUUGUGACCUAAGCCAUACAGAUAGAAUCGCUGGCCGGGCUAUUCUUUCAACCAUGAAUGCCAAUGUCCAGCAGAUCAACAACACUGUUCUCAACCUGACGGACGGCUUCGUUCAUGAGUUGAGAAGUGCUGAUUCUGUGGACAAGGAGAACGACGAUGGUAUGGAUGUAGACGUUCACUUGUUGAACCAGGCUACUGGCAAGGGCGUGCCAGACCAUGUCCUGCGACUAAAGAUUGGCUCCGUGUGUCUCGUCAUGAGGAACCUGAACAUUGACAGUGGACUCGUAAACGGCACUAAAGUGAUCGUGACCGCUAUUAGACCUCGUCUGAUCACAGUGCGACUUCCUGGACAACGCGAUCCGAUUUGUAUUCCCCGGAUUCAAUUCGUUUUCCCGUUUGUCGAGGGGUCUCCGCUUCGCGUCCGCCGUCUUCAGUUUCCUCUCAUGCUGGCCUAUUCCAUGACUGGCCACAAAAGCCAGGGCCAGACGAUUGAUCGUGUCGGAGUCGAUCUUCGCAGUGACUGUUUUACGCAUGGUCAACUGUACGUCCUUCUCAGUAGAGUCAGACAUCCUGACGACAUCGUUGUUCUGGUCCAUCCUGACAGGGUCCACGAAGGAGUUGCCUAUGCAAAGAACAUUGUAUACGACGAGCUCCUACGUUAA